UGGACUAAACCUGCUCACCACAAAGCUAUGGUGAAGUACUUCAAGAUUCAACGUGCUCGUGAAGAGAUUGAGCAAUUGAAUGUCGAGAUUUGUUGGUUGCGCACCGCUAUCCACGAUGAAGAACUUAUGGUAAACGCUACCAUCAAUGUUCUUCUCGCAUUGAAUCAACCUGUUGGACUUGAGCUGCAACGCCAAUGGCAAACACGCGCUGCCAUCAACGCAGUGCAUCUUUUUAGACUGGAUCAAAUUGCAUCGCAACCGAACUUUUCC
This is a messenger RNA of Suillus paluster, 270 nucleotides long. RefSeq lists its product as uncharacterized. The annotation marks the transcript as partial. The record is from RefSeq and is a predicted model, not a curated record. The transcript has a single exon. NCBI's taxonomy places the organism in Eukaryota, Fungi, Basidiomycota, Agaricomycetes, Boletales, Suillaceae.